AUGGAUUUUGAGAAGGAAGACCUUAAGACUGUACCAAUUUGGGUGCAGUUAAGAUUGAACUUGAAAUACUGGGGAGAAAAGUCAUUGCAUAAGAUUGCUUCACAGAUUGGUGAUCCAAUCAAGAGAGAUGAAGCAACGAGAAAUAAAGACAAGUUGCAGUAUGCUAGAAUCCUAAUUGAAGUUAAGAUUGAGCAGGAAUGGCCUGAUCAUGUUAACUUCUGGAAUGAAUUAGGAGAACUCACUCAUGUACCUAUUGUGUUUGAGUGGAGGCCUACUCAGUGCCAGCAAUGUAAGGGGAUUGGUCACACAACCCAAGGUUGUAAAAGCAAAAAAGUGCAACAAAUGUGGGCUCCUAAACAGGCUCAGAUGGUUACAACAUCUCUAGAGAAGAAAGUUUCACAGAACAAGGUAUCUAGUGAAGUAGUGCUAGUAGUAGCAGAGGAUGAGAAUGUCAAGGAGAUUGUGGACCCUGAUGAUUUUCAAAAGGCUUUGAAACCAAUCAAAGUGAGGAAUUCCAGGAGUGCUACAACAAUCACCCUAAACCACUUUCAGCCUUUGCAUCCAGAUAAUACUGAGAAUGUUAAUGAACAACAGGCAGAUAAAAUUCAAGGAGGGGGAGAACCUCCUUAUCCUGAUGGAUAG
Beta vulgaris subsp. vulgaris (sugar beet) is the source of this 642-nucleotide messenger RNA. RefSeq lists its product as uncharacterized. The transcript has a single exon. NCBI's taxonomy places the organism in Eukaryota, Viridiplantae, Streptophyta, Magnoliopsida, Caryophyllales, Amaranthaceae. Bases 1 to 642 code for a protein of 213 amino acids. The record is from RefSeq and is a predicted model, not a curated record.